Messenger RNA from Peronospora matthiolae, 462 nucleotides. Lineage: Eukaryota; Oomycota; Peronosporomycetes; Peronosporales; Peronosporaceae. The record is from the annotation of a GenBank genome assembly.
AUGCCCUCAUCACCAAACGAGUCAAAGACUCUGUCUGACUACCUUGGAAUAGAGGAGGCAGUGGACUAUGGAAGCGAUACCAGUGUCCACGGCGAUGCAGGGACAAUAUCCGACUCACCGAUGCCUGAGGCACAACCUUCAUACACCCCAAAUCUGUUCUCUGAACGUGGAGAUGUGAGCGCGCCACUAGCGCAGCGUUCAGCAUCUGGUUCUGAUGAAAAUAUCAUCACAAACCCGCUCGAUGAGCAACAACAAAUGCUUGUCCAACAAGAAGAAAACGCUCAGCGUCAUGUACAAAUGGCUGCAACCCUUGAACGCCAGUGUGACUAUGUGUUCACUCCACCCAGUGUGGAGGAACGUUUACGUCAAGCGGCCGGCCAAACAUUGGCAACGUGGGUCAUUGGCCAUGGACUUAAGACUCCUGAGGAGGUGGUGAGCUUCCAGGCACUUCGUGAGAGGUAA